Lutra lutra (Eurasian river otter) is the source of this 4218-nucleotide messenger RNA. It is a transcript of the gene ZFYVE16, whose product is annotated as zinc finger FYVE-type containing 16. Gene Ontology annotation, biological process: endosomal transport; protein targeting to lysosome. Gene Ontology annotation, molecular function: metal ion binding. Gene Ontology annotation, cellular component: early endosome membrane. NCBI's taxonomy places the organism in Eukaryota, Metazoa, Chordata, Mammalia, Carnivora, Mustelidae. The coding region runs from base 243 to 4091 and encodes 1282 amino acids. The transcript has 14 exons. The record is from RefSeq and is a predicted model, not a curated record.
GGGGGGUUGUGAGCCGUAGGAAAGCCUCUUGUGCGCCUGCGCUCUCAGCUCUUCUUCCCCACACCCCCCGCCCCAACAGGUCGGGGGGAAAACAAACCCUGAGCCGACGUAGCGCACCCCGGGGUUCCCGGCCGGGGUCGCUCUUCAUUCCUCUGCCCGGCGUCGCAUCGAGUCCCCAGAGAGCUCCUCUGGGGUGUGGGGAGGCAUAUAAGGAUUAAAUUCUGAAUAAGUGUACAAGAAGGAUGGACAGUUAUUUUAAAGCAGCAGUCAGUGACUUGGACAAACUCCUUGAUGACUUUGAACAGAAUCCAGAUGAACAAGAUUAUCGCCAAGAUGAGCAAAACGCAUAUGAUUCUAACCACUGUUCAGUUUCUUCGGAGUUGGCUUCCUCACAGCUGACUUCACUGCUACCAAAGGAUCAACAAUGCAUUAAUUGUUGUGCCUCAUCAGAAACAUGCUAUGAAACAAAUCAGAUUUCCCUUAACAAAACACUUGAGGGACUAGCUUCCAUACAAAAUGAAAAAAAUGUAACAGGACUUGAUCUCCUUUCUUCUGUGGAUGGUGGCACUUCACAUGAUAUCCAGCCUCUCUAUAUGGGACGAUGUAGUAAACCUGUCUGUGAUCUGAUAAGUGACAUGGGUAACUUAGUUCAUGUAACUAAUAGUGAAGAAGAUAUUAAACAGUUAUUGCCAGAUGAUUUUAAGUCUAGUGCAGAUUCUUUGAUUGGAUUGGAUUUAUCUUCAGUGUCAGAAACUCUUUGUGCUUCUUCAGUGGACCAUGUCAGAGAGGAACAGAAUGAUGUCAACUCUGAAUUACAAAACAGAGAAAUUAGUGAGACUGAAGAAUUGGGUACAAAAGUAGAUACAGCAACUUCAGAUUCAUGUAAUUAUAGUGUGAAAGAGAAUUUAAAGGAUAAAAAGAUCUUUAAUCAGUUAGAACCAGUUGUUGAUUUUAACAUGCCAUCUGCUUUGACUCAACAAAGUUCCAAAAUGUUUGAUGCCAAAGACAGUCUACAACACAAGGACCAGCCAUGUGAAUUACUGAAAGCCGAUAAUGGUUUGGUAAAAGAGGAAGUAGACGUGGCAGUCAUAGCUGCCACAGAAUGUUUAGUAGAAGGAGACCGCACAAGUGCUUUGCCUUGCAGUUUUCCAGAAAAUGAAGAUUUAUACUUAAAUGAUUCAAAUGCAAAAGAUGAAAGUUUCAAAUUACCAGACUUUUCCUUUCAGGAAGAUAGGACUGCUAUAGUUAUAAAACAGUCUGCAAAAGAAGGCUCAAGAGAUGUAAAUCUUAAAGAUGAUAAUCAAGAUGUAACUCAAGAUUCCUCUCCAGCUCUACAUGUUUCAGGUGAAGAGGUAUACUCCUCACUGACCUGUCUUCCAGUACCUGGGUCUUUGUGUGGAUCAUUAAUUGAAAGUAAAGCACAUGGUGAUUGUUUACCACAGAAUGAACAUAAAGACAACAUACAAGAUGCAGUGCCAGUACAUGAAGAAAUACAGAAGAGUGUUAUUCUGGAUGGGGAACCAUUGGAGGAGACUAAUCUUUUGAAACAAGAAAAAUGUAAAAACAUAAUGGAACAGGUGGGAAAUAGAAAGGUAGAGUCCAACCCGAUGAUAAUCAGAGUUGAGUCUUUGGAUCACCCUGGUAAUGCAAAUUCUUCUACAGCUACAGAAUCUCAGAUGGAGGCUUCUGGUGCUAAUGCCCCAGAGUUUCCUGAUCAUUGUGAUAAUCUCCCUUUUUCAGGCAAUGAUAUCGAUGGGCAAGACUUAGAUUAUUUUAAUAUUGAUGAAGGCAUGAAAAGUGGUGCACUAAUUAGUGAUGCUGAACUUGAUGCCUUUCUGACUGAACAGUAUCUUCAGACCAGUAACAUAAAAUCGUUUGAAGAAAGUGUGAAUGACUCAAAAUCUCAAAUGAAUCAGAUAGACAUGAAAGGCCCAGAUGAUAGGAACGUCAGUAAUACAUAUUUCAAUGCUGAAACAGGCGCUACUGGAGAAAGUCCUGGCAUUAAUAUGAUUUGUGAAACAGUUGAUAAACAGAAUACUACAGAAAACGGUGGCCUUUCUUUAGGGGAAAAAAGUACAAUUCCAGUUGAACAAGGGUUAUCUAACAGUAAACCUGAGAUUACAAAUGAAUUAUCAGUCUCUGAUAUUAACAGUCAAUCUGUUCAUGUUGGGGGGGCCAGACCAAAGCAGUUGUUUAACAUUCCAUCAAGACCAAGGGGUUCAAAGGAACCAAAUAAACCAGAUGUUCCAAAUACGCCUGAAAGUGAGCCCAGCGUAGCAAAUAUGAUUGUUCCAACCACUUGUACUACCGAUUCUACAACUGAUCCUCAGGUUAGCUUCAACUCUAAUUACAUCGAUAUAGAAAGUAAUUUUGAAGGUGGAUCCACUUUUGUAACUGUGAAUGAAGAAUCUCUACCAGUAAACACUUGCAAAGAAGGCAUGGUUUUGGGCCAGAAACAACCUACUUGGGUUCCUGAUUCAGAAGCUCCAAACUGUAUGAACUGCCAAGUCAAAUUUACAUUUACAAAACGGCGACACCACUGCCGAGCAUGUGGGAAAGUAUUUUGUGGUGUCUGUUGUAAUAGGAAAUGUAAACUACAAUAUCUGGAAAAGGAAGCAAGAGUAUGUGUAGUCUGCUUUGAGACUAUUAGUAAAGCUCAAGCAUUUGAAAGGAUGAUGAGUCCAACUGGUUCUAAUCUUAAAUCUAAUCAUUCUGAUGAAUGUGCCACCAUCCAGCCUCUUCAGGAGACCCAAACAUCCAGUAUACCUUCACCUACAACUUUACCGAUCUCAGCACUUAAACAACCAAAUGUUGAAGGAUUAUGCUCCAAAGAACAGAAGAGAGUAUGGUUCGCAGAUGGUAUACUGCCCAACGGUGAAGUUGCAGAUACAACAAAAUUAUCAUCUGGAAAUAAAAGAUGUUCUGAAGACAUGAGCCCUCUCUUACCUGAUAUGCCCUUGACAGUAAACACAGUGGAUCAUGCCCAUUCUACUACAGUGGAAAAAGCAAACAAUGAGAUAGGAGAUAUUACAAGAAAUGAGAUAAUUCGGAGUCCUAUUUCUCAGGUUCCAUCUAUGGAAAAACUGCCCAUAAGCACAGGCACUGAAGGAUUACCUACUUCUUGUUCUUUUACACUAAGUGAUGAUGUUUUUGCAGAAGUUGAGGGACCAGCUAGUCCUACUGGUGUCUUAGUUCACAGCAAUUUACCUGUUGCUAGUACUUCAGAUUAUAGGUUACUGUGUGGUAUUGACAAGAAUGUUUGCAAUAAGAUUAGUCUUCUACCUAAUGAUGAGGACAGUUUGCCCCCUCUUCUGGUUGCAUCUGGAGAAAAGGGAUCAGUGCCUGUAGUAGAGGAACACCCAUCUCAUGAGCGGAUCAUUUUGCUUCUUGAAGGCAAAAGUUUUCAUCCUGUUACAUUUGUCCUAAAUGCUAAUCUACUGGUGAAUGUCAAGUUAGUAUUUUAUUCCUCAGACAAAUAUUGGUACUUCUCGACCAAUGGACUGCAUGGCUUGGGACAGGCAGAAAUUAUGAUUCUUUUAUUAUGUUUGCCAAAUGAAGAUACUAUUCCAAAGGACAUCUUCAAACUAUUUAUCACCAUCUAUAAGGAUGCUCUAAAAGGAAAGUACAUAGAAAACUUGGACAAUAUUACUUUUACUGAGAGUUUUCUCAGUAGUAAGGAUCAUGGAGGAUUUCUGUUUAUUACACCUACUUUUCAGAAACUUGAUGAUCUCCUUUUACCAAGUAAUCCUUUUCUUUGUGGAAUUCUUAUUCAGAAGCUAGAGAUUCCCUGGGCAAAGGUGUUUCCUAUGCGCUUAAUGUUAAGACUGGGUGCCGAAUAUAAAGCAUAUCCUGCUCCUCUAACAAGUGUUAGAGGCCGAAAACCUCUUUUUGGAGAAAUAGGACACACUAUUAUGAACUUACUCGUUGACCUUCGAAAUUACCAAUAUACCUUGCAUAAUAUAGAUCAGCUAUUGAUUCAUAUGGAAAUGGGGAAGAGCUGCAUAAAAAUACCUCGGAAAAAAUACAAUGAUGUAAUGAAGGUUAUAAAUUCUUCCAAUGAGCAUGUCAUUAGCAUUGGAGCUAGUUUUUAGUACUGAAGCAGAUUCUCACCUAGUCUGUAUACAGAACGAUGGCAUUUAUCAAACACAGGCCAACAGUGCCACAGGCCAUCCUAGAAAAGUGGACAGGUGCAAGUUUUGUGGUAUUCAAUGGAGCUCU